GGAAGCCGGAGCUAGCGAGACCCGAGAAGCUGCGGAGUUCGCCAGCGGCUCUGUACACAGUGCGUCCCCACUCUUUCUUCUCCUCCGCCGCCCAUCCCCAAAUCCCGACUCCACUGUCUUCCUCGCGGACGCAAAGCCUAGGGAGGGGGUUAGGAGCAGCCGCGCCCCCCUCCCUGCGGCCGUCGUCCCCUGCUCUUCUCGACUCUGCUCCCCGCCGCGUGCGCCCCGGCGGUGCGCCCCGGUAGGCCCCAGCCAUGUCGAUGCUGCCGUCGUUCGGCUUUACGCAGGAGCAAGUGGCGUGCGUGUGCGAGGUUCUGCAGCAAGGCGGGAACCUGGAGCGCCUGGGGAGGUUCCUGUGGUCGCUGCCCGCCUGCGACCACCUGCACAAGAACGAGAGCGUUCUCAAGGCCAAGGCCGUGGUCGCCUUCCACCGCGGCAACUUCCGCGAGCUCUACAAGAUACUGGAGAGCCACCAGUUCUCGCCUCAUAACCACCCCAAGCUGCAGCAGUUGUGGCUGAAGGCUCACUAUGUGGAGGCCGAGAAGUUACGCGGCCGGCCCCUGGGUGCGGUGGGGAAAUAUCGCGUGCGCCGAAAGUUCCCGCUGCCGCGCACCAUCUGGGAUGGCGAGGAGACCAGCUACUGCUUCAAGGAGAAGUCGCGGGGCGUGCUGCGUGAGUGGUACGCGCACAACCCCUAUCCCUCGCCACGUGAAAAACGGGAGCUGGCCGAGGCUACCGGCCUCACCACCACCCAGGUCAGCAACUGGUUUAAGAACCGGAGGCAAAGAGACCGGGCAGCCGAAGCCAAGGAAAGGGAGAACACUGAAAACAAUAACUCCUCCUCCAACAAGCAGAAUCAACUCUCUCCUCUGGAAGGGGGAAAGCCGCUCAUGUCCAGCUCAGAAGAGGAAUUCUCGCCUCCCCAAAGUCCAGACCAGAACUCGGUCCUUCUGCUGCAGGGCAGUAUGGGCCACUCCAGGAGCUCAAACUAUUCUCUCCCUGGCUUAACAGCCUCACAGCCCGGUCACAGCCUGCAGGCCCACCCGCAUCAACUCCAGGACUCCCUGCUCGGUCCCCUUACCUCCAGUCUGGUGGACUUGGGAUCCUAAAGGGGGAGGGACUGGGGCUUCACAGGGAUGGCUGGAGCAGCAACUGACCGCAGCGACUAGGGACACUUGUACAUAGAAAUCAGGAACAUUUUUUUGCAGCUUGUUUCUGGGGUUCUUUGCGCAUAAAGGAAUGAUGGUGGACUUUCAUGAAUACCUUUUUAAAAAUCAAAAAAUAACAGCGAUCUCAAGCUUAGUUGUCCUCUUCUCUUCGACUCUUCCCACUUUUUCAUUUCCCGUCUCAGUGCAGAGAUCAGGGUUUCCCCAACAAAACAAAACCCAAACAAAACAAAAGCACCCAGUCACCGAGUUCUGGUUCUGGGCAACCAGUGUGCCUGCUUCAGUAGCUUUUCUUUUUAUUUAAAUGGAUGGAAAUUACAAAUCAACUGGAUUUCAAUUCUUUCUUUUUAAUUUAUUUAUGAAGCAAUGUUUUGAGAAGAGGAAAGAGAAGUGGCAAAAAAAAAAAAAAAAAAAAAAAAAGGAGGGGGGGAGGAGUGAGAGAGAGAAGUCAAAAUAGUGAAAAUGACAGCCUCCAGCCUGGGAGGAACUGGUUGCAUUCUUAAGGUGAAUUGGAAAAUGAUGAUCUUAUAACUUUCUGAUGGGGAAAAAUUAAGUUUACAUUUUUCAUAUUUAGUGUUAAACAAUUUAUGUAGAUUAAAAUGCAAAUACAGUAUUGGGGGAAAAAAAAAAACAAGUGCCCAAAUGUCUUAAUGCUCUCUAUUUGCAGCAGUUAGAAAUAGAAGUGACCAUUAGUAAUAUAACUAUUUUUGUCAAAUUUAGUGGGGUU
This is a messenger RNA of Choloepus didactylus (southern two-toed sloth), 1893 nucleotides long. It is a transcript of the gene SIX1, whose product is annotated as SIX homeobox 1. Gene Ontology annotation, cellular component: nucleus; transcription regulator complex. The transcript has 2 exons. Gene Ontology annotation, biological process: regulation of transcription by RNA polymerase II. Gene Ontology annotation, molecular function: DNA-binding transcription factor activity, RNA polymerase II-specific; RNA polymerase II cis-regulatory region sequence-specific DNA binding. The record is from RefSeq and is a predicted model, not a curated record. The coding region runs from base 255 to 1109 and encodes 284 amino acids. NCBI's taxonomy places the organism in Eukaryota, Metazoa, Chordata, Mammalia, Pilosa, Megalonychidae.